Messenger RNA from Jaculus jaculus (lesser Egyptian jerboa), 4779 nucleotides. RefSeq names its product sushi domain containing 1 (gene Susd1). Lineage: Eukaryota; Metazoa; Chordata; Mammalia; Rodentia; Dipodidae. The transcript is spliced from 17 exons. Bases 10 to 2187 code for a protein of 725 amino acids. Gene Ontology annotation, molecular function: calcium ion binding. The record is from RefSeq and is a predicted model, not a curated record.
UUAGAAUUGAUGAUGAUCUCUUCUGAGGCCAGUUUCCCACCCUCAGGUUUAGAUGUCUGUGCCACUUGCCAUGAACAUGCUACGUGCCAACAAAGAGAAGGAAAGAAGGUCUGCAUUUGCAACUAUGGAUUUGUGGGCAAUGGGAGGACACAGUGUGUUGAUAAAAAUGAGUGCCAGUUUGGAGCCACUGUGGUCUGUGGGAACCACACAUCCUGUCACAACACACCCGGAGGCUUCUACUGCAUUUGCCUGGAAGGCUAUCGAGCCACAAACAACAACAAGACAUUUAUUCCCAACGAUGGCUCCUUCUGUACAGACAUAGAUGAGUGUGAGGUUUCUGACCUGUGUGGGCCUGGAGGUCAGUGUGUCAAUACACAUGGGAGCUUUGAAUGCUACUGCAUGGAUGGAUUCUUGCCAGAGAAUGGGCCUGAGCCUUUCCACCCAAGCAGAGAUGCCACAUCAUGCACAGAAAUAGACUGUGGCACCCCUCCUGAGGUACCAGAUGGCUACAUUGUGGGAAACUAUACCUCCAGGCUGGGCAGCCAGGUUCACUAUGCCUGCAAAGAAGGAUUUUGGGGUGUCACAGAAGAUACAGUUUCAAGCUGCACAGCUCUGGGCAAAUGGGAAUCCCCAACAUUACAUUGCCAAGAGAUCAACUGUGGCAGGCCUCCAGAAGUUCAGAACGCCAUCUUGGUGGAGAGUCACAGCUCCAGCCUGGGUGGUGUGGCCCACUAUGUCUGUCAAGAGGGCUUUGAAAGCCCUGGAGGAAAGAUCACUUCUGUUUGCACAGAGAAAGGCACCUGGAGUGACAGCACAAUUCCGUGCACAGAAAUAAUGAUGGAAAUUAAUGAUGUAGCUGUGUUUAAUAGCACAUGUGUGAGGUGGCAAAUAAACUCAGGAAGAAUAAACUCCAAGAUUGGAUAUGUGGUACACAUCAAAGGACAGCAGUUGGACCCUGUAGGAUCAGUUCAUGAGGAGACAAUCAACUUGACCACAGGCAGCAGCACCCCAGAAGUGUGCCUCCACCUGUACAGAGGCGCCAACUACACUGUGAGCAUUUCCACAGCCCCUCCCAGGCACUCUGUGCCCGCCAUCAUUGUUUUCCAGACAGCAGAAGAUGAUCUCUUAGAAGAUGAUGGACUUUUCAGUAUCUCAGUAUUUAAUGAAACUUGUCUGAAGUUGAAUAGGCAUUCUAGGAAAGUUGGAUCAGAACGAGUGUAUCAAUUUAAAGUUCUGGGUCAAAGGUGGUACCUGGAUAAGUUUUAUCAUGCAACCUCAUUUAACCUCACAUCGAGGAAAGAAACUCUGGAAGUCUGUUUGGAUCUGUACCCAGCCACCAAUUACACAGUAAAUAUCACCUUGCUGCGACCUCCUGAGCAGCACUCCAAGCAAAUACUGAUAACCACUGCACCAACAGUAAGACAGAUCAUCAGUGAUAUUUCAGUAUUUAAUGAAACAUGCUUGAGAUGGAGAAGUACAAUGACAGCUCAUGAAGAAGAGAUGUAUUUAUUCCACAUUUGGAGCCAGAGAUGGUAUCAGAAGGAAUUUGUUCAGGAAAUGGUCUUCAAUACCACUUCCUGCAGCCAGACCCCUGAGCUGUGUUUAGACCUGCAUCCAGGUACCAACUACAGUGUCAGCCUUCAGGCUUUGUCUUCAGCACUUCCUGUGGUCAUCUCCCUGACAACCAAAAUAACAGAGCCUCCACUUCCAGAAGUAGAAUUUUUCACAGUGUAUGGAAGACCCCUGCCACAUCUGAAACUGAGGAAAGCCAAGGAGAAAACUGGACCUGUCAGUUCAUAUCAGGUGUUGGUGCUCCCGCUGGCACUACAGGACACAUUUUCUUGUGGUUCCGAAGGCAUGGCUUCAUUCUUUAGCAAUACCUCUGCUGCUGAUGGAUACGUGGCUGCAGAGCUCCUGGCCAGCGAUGUUGCAGGUGACACCAUGGAGAUAGCUAUUGGAGACAGACUGUACUAUGGGAAGUACUACAAUGCACCUUUGAAGAUAGGGAGUGAUUACUGCAUAAUGUUACGAAUCACAAGUGAAUGGAAUAAGGUGAGAAGAUAUUCCUGUGCAGCCUGGGCUCAGGUGAAAGAUUCGUCACUCACACCGCAGCAGAUGGUGGGUGUUGGAUUGGGCUCCAUAGCUUUUGUGAUCCUUCUUGCAUUCCUCUCCUUCUGCGCAGUGUGAUGGCUGGUGGGUACUGCAUGGGAAGGAAGCGCUCCUGCAGAGCAGACUUUCUGACAGUAUGUUGAAUACCUGCACAGAGACCCCAGAUGGCUCCAUCCAGACGACCUGCAUGGACCUGCAGCUUUCUCCGUUACCAGCAUGGCUUCAUUCCUGGGUUUGAGCUAUCAGUGGAGUCUUCCAAAAGAAAGAAACUCAGGAAUUGUUGAUGUCUUUCCUGCUUCAGAACCAGCUCUGUGUCCAUGAACUUGAGACCCUUGACGUCCAAUAUAAUCUUGACCACAGGUCAAUGUGUGUGGUCUAGUGACGCCCGGGAGUCAGCCACUCUGGACAAUGCAUGCAAGAAUCUGUGCGUCUCCCUUCAUAGCGUCUGUGCUAAUUAACUCAGAUCCAUUCUUCUGUAGUGUACAUGUGCUGGGCUUAAGUUUGGGCUCAAAUUUGACUUUGUGAAGGAGGUCAUUUAAAAGGAGAGAACAUGGACAUGGGUAAACUAGGCAUUUUAGAAACAGACCUUUUCCUACAACUAAUCAACAUGCUAAUUAGAAAAUAUACUAGCCUGGACACUUUCAUAAAUUCCUUCCAGGGAUUGUUAGGCAACAUUGCUUCAAUACUAUUCUGGUUAUUUUAUAUGUGUUCAAAAAUAAUGUCUGCAUUCCAGCAAAAUUCUACAAUUUAGAUUCUUCUUCCCUUGGUUUUUAUUAUUACUAAGUAUGUCCUAAAAAUGCUGAAUGCCUCCCUUUUGAAAUUUGGGUUUGGUGGCAGUGUUUUAACAGUGGUUGCUGCAGUAUCAAAUUCCUGACAAGGCCAGAAUCCACGUGUGCUGCUGGGGAGGAGGAAUGAUGGUAGUGGACAUGCCUACUCUGCCUCAGUAACCAUGUCUGUUUCUAUCCACAGUCCACAAGGCCUUAGAUGUAAGCAGUGCCGGGCCUACUGCCAGUGUCGAAUACACAGAAGGGGUGGAUUAGAUUGAGCUUUAAAACCUGCCUCUAAACCAUCGCCUAACUCCAAGGCUUGUGGCUUCUCUUCCUUCUACCUCCCUUGCUAGGCCUAGAGAAUCAAGAGCAUAAGGAGGAAAAGGUGGGACAGUCGCAGCAUACAACCUCAGAGUGGAGCGCCUAUGAAGGUGGCACUGGAGCUGGGUGCCACUGUGCCCCUGAGGAAAGGGGCAGUGCCGUAGGCUGGUGUGUUCCCUACUGGCUUGUUGGAUGUCGCUUGGUGGGGGUCAUGUCUGAGUGACCUGCUGCUAUGGCUUGGGUGUGGUUUUUCUCUGCCAGAGUUAUGUUGACAUUUGUGAUGGGAACUUAAAGAGCUGACUUGUUGAUUAUGAUGGGUUCUAUUACCAAAGAUAUAAUUGUCCACAUGGGGGCUUAGCGUAAUUAUCACAGAAAGUAAGAAAUCUUACUUGUUUAAUAUCAAAAGUUUCUGACUAAAAAUAACUGGUGAGUCCAGGCAUGGUGGUGCACACCUUUAGUCCAGUACUGGGGAGGCAGAGGUAGGAGGGUUGCUGUGAGUUCAAGGCCAUCCUGAGACUACAAAGUGAAUUCCAGGUCAGCCUGGGUGAGACCCUACCUCGACCAACCAAAUAAAUAAAUAACUGAUGAGUGCUGAGAAGAUGACUAAGUGCUUUGCUUGCUGCGCAAGAGUGAUGACCUGAGCUCAGAGCCCCAGAACACACAUAAGUCAGACACAGUCAGCAGGAGAAUCCUCAGAGGCUCACACACCAGAGAGCCGGGUGUACUCAGUGGUGAACACUGACCGAGCUUGCCUCAAACUAGAUGCAGGAUGAGGACUGUCACCGAGGCUGUCCUCUGGCCUCCACACAUGCUCCAUGGCACGUGCACCCCUGCGCUCGCACAUACACAUCUCACGUGCACAAACAACUGAGGACAUAACAACUUAAGGGCUUAUGGGCACAGUGUAGAAAUGUAAAACAGUUCAUCUGUGAUUACAAAAAUAUUAGACACAUGAGUUUUGUCAUUUUCUCCUAGAUUAUAAUGCAGAGCUGUUCAGUGCAAAUAGAUUAGUAGGUGCUAAGCAUUUGCAAAUAAAUAAAUAAAUAAAUAAAAAGAUGCUUAAUUUUCUUACAGUUCUUUUCUAAUAGUUUUCUUAUAAACAUGAAGACAACCUUGAUUAAGUUCUUUACCAUAAUACUGUGUUUUCCCCCCUACCUGGAUUCCCAGUUAAGUAGGGAAGGAGUCUUAGGAGACUAAUGGCUCUCCCUGGAAAAAUGCAGAGUUUUUCCAUCAAUGUCUGAUUCAGUGGGUACUUCGUAGACUGAAGCAUUAAUUUGGCUUUAGUGUGCCACUAAAUAAUGCUAGAUCCUAAGGUGGCCACAGAGGAAGGAUCUUUCCCUUGUGACCUGCCUUGGGGACUGGGUAUGAAGUGAGCACGUAGAUCUGGUCUUGAUUUCCCUUCCAGAUCAGGAUCCAAAACAUGAGGGUUGCCCAGAAUGGAACCUGGUGUUGUUCCCUGGGCUGGCCUUUGUGCAGUUUCUGUUUCUGCUCUGGCACCCCUUUCUUUUUUUUCUUUUUUUAAAAAUUUUUAUUAACAUUUUCCAUGAUUAUAAAAUAUAUCCCAUGGUAAUUCCCUCCCUCC